Crotalus tigris (Tiger rattlesnake) is the source of this 3983-nucleotide messenger RNA. It is a transcript of the gene HNRNPA2B1, whose product is annotated as heterogeneous nuclear ribonucleoprotein A2/B1. The transcript is spliced from 12 exons. Gene Ontology annotation, molecular function: RNA binding. Bases 1466 to 2383 code for a protein of 305 amino acids. The record is from RefSeq and is a predicted model, not a curated record. NCBI's taxonomy places the organism in Eukaryota, Metazoa, Chordata, Lepidosauria, Squamata, Viperidae.
GGGAGGGAGGCGAAGCCAUGAGCAUUUUAAUGGCGGCCUGUUGCAUGUUCGCUGAACGUUUCCCUCAGGCACUUAUCUGGCCAACAGAUACAGUAAAAUGCAAAAUAGGAAAACAGUGGAGAGGCGGCUUUUUUUCCGUAGUAUAUUUAGAUGUCAAAAAAUACUCAUUUACCAUAAUCGAGGUAGCAAAUAAGAUGGUAGGUUAAAGGGAAAAAUGGAGUCUUCAUUAUAUCCAUAACAUUUUGGCGCGAUUAUUGUUCGCCGAUCUUCUUAGGCAAUUUACGGGGAAAAAAUUGGCGAUGGCCUUUUGUUGCUUUUGAGGGUUUCCCGGAAAUUAUAGAAAAGGGUCCAGAUGUGAUUUUUCGGACGAUUGCAUCCGUAGACUAAGAAAACUCUUGAUAACGAGAUAUUACUGCAGCUUUAAUAAUAUAUUUAAUACAUACACCUAUUUUAUUGUAUAUAAAUAUACAUAAAUAAUACACUGAAGUAAUUUAUAUGUUUAAUUACAUCAUUGUUUCCAAUGCAUAGUAUCAAUCCGACAAAUAAUUAUAUGUAUUUACUCAACAUUCUAUACACGACAAUGUUUCACGUGGUUAUUAUACCUCCUAAAAUAGGAGAGGGUUCUGUGAAUAUUCAAAUACGCAAGAGUUAAGGCCGCCAUUUGUGAUAGAGUCGUAUUCUGAAACUGCAUUACGCGAAAUGUGUAGCUGAUACAAUGUGGAAAUAAAAAGUUCGUAGGAUUGUUGCGGAAACGGUUAUUUGGAUGGCGCGUUGGUGCCUGUUAGGGUACCUAAAUGCGGCACAAUACGCCAUUAGCGUAGGAUCUAGAGAUGACGCAUAACUUGUUCGUUGGAACACUUGGUGGCGCAAUUGGCGGGACUUGGUGUCUUACAAGGAAAGACGUUAAUGGAGAGGAAGGUUCUGGAAGGGCCGGCGGCCGUUGGUAAAAAGGGGAGGGGACAAUUAUGGCGAAUUCGUCUCCUUAAAUCCGGUAGAGAGCUGGAAGUCAGUAAUAUUUCGCUCUACAUAUGAGGACGGGAGAAAAAUGGACAUACAGGUCCUAAAUGAACAAGUCUAGAGCGAAAGCGCAACUUUGAUGCCUCUUUAAUACGGUACUACAAAGGGAGGGGAGAACGCAUGCGCAGAAGGGAAUAAUGUACUCGUCCUCCUGGGAACGAGUCUCCUCCCUCCGUCGGUGUUCGUCGGCGCCAUUUUCUCUUAUAGUCCGCUGAGGAGCUCGGGUUGUCGGAACCGUCACAUGGCGGAGCCAUCUUCGGUUGGGAGGCGGAGACUCGGCUGGUCUCAAUCUUAACCGCUUCAGAGGUGAACCUGAAUCUUAACCGCUUCAGAGAGGGAAAAGGAGCAGUUCCGCAAACUAUUCAUUGGCGGCCUAAGCUUUGAAACAACAGAAGAAAGUUUGAGAAACUACUAUGAGCAAUGGGGAAAAUUAACAGAUUGUGUGGUAAUGAGAGAUCCUGCAAGCAAACGCUCACGGGGAUUUGGUUUUGUAACAUUUUCAUCUAUGGCUGAAGUCGAUGCAGCAAUGGCUGCCAGGCCUCAUUCAAUUGAUGGAAGAGUAGUUGAACCAAAAAGGGCUGUAGCCAGAGAGGAAUCUGGGAAGCCUGGAGCUCAUGUUACUGUAAAAAAAUUAUUUGUUGGUGGAAUUAAAGAAGACACUGAAGAACAUCACCUCAGAGACUACUUUUCAGAAUAUGGAAAAAUCGACACAAUUGAAAUAAUUACAGACAGACAAUCUGGCAAAAAGAGAGGCUUUGGAUUUGUAACUUUUGAUGACCAUGAUCCUGUGGAUAAAAUUGUGUUGCAGAAAUACCACACAAUCAAUGGACAUAAUGCAGAAGUAAGAAAGGCUUUAUCACGGCAAGAAAUGCAAGAAGUUCAGAGUUCAAGGAGUGGAAGGGGAGGUAAUUUUGGCUUUGGAGAUUCACGUGGAGGUGGUGGAAACUUUGGUCCAGGACCAGGAAGCAACUUCAGAGGUGGAUCUGUUUCUUCCACAGAUGGCUAUGGAGGUGGUCGUGGAUUUGGUGAUGGAUACAAUGGAUAUGGAGGGGGACCAGGAGGCGGCAAUUUUGGAGGCAGUCCUGGUUAUGGAGGAGGAAGAGGUGGAUAUGGUGGAGGAGGACCUGGGUACGGCAACCAGGGUGGGGGCUAUGGAGGUGGCUAUGACAACUAUGGAGGAGGCAAUUAUGGAGGUGGGAAUUACAAUGACUUUGGAAACUAUAACCAACAGCCUUCAAACUAUGGUCCAAUGAAAAGUGGAAAUUUUGGUGGAAGCAGGAAUAUGGGAGGACCAUAUGGUGGAGGAAACUAUGGUCCUGGAGGAAGUGGUGGAAGUGGGGGAUAUGGAGGGAGGAGUCGUUAUUGAACUUCUGUAAGCUUUUCAUGGGCUUCACUGUAUAAAUAGGAGAGGAUGAGCCCAGAGGUAACAGAACAGCUUCAGGUUUUCGAAAUAACUUUGUUAAGGAAACACUUAUCUCAGUCAUGCAUAAAUAUGCAGUGAUAUGGCAGAAGACACCAGAGCAGAUGCAGAGAGCCAUUUUGUGAAUGGAUUGGAUUAUUUAAUAUCAUACCUUACUGUGGAGGAAGGAUUGUAAAAAUGCCUUUGAGACAGUUUCUUAGCUUUUUCAUUGUUGUUUCUUUUUAGUGGUCUUUGUAAGAGUGUAGAAGCAUUCCUUUGAUAAUGUUAAAUUUGUAAGUUUCAGGUGACAUGUGAAACCUUUUUUAAAAAAAUUUCUCUAAAGUUUUGAAAAGCUAUUAGCCAGGAUCAUGGUGUAAUAAGACAUAACGUUUUCCUUUGAAAAAAUUUUAAGUACGUGUGUAGAGUUAAGAAGCUGUUGUACAUUUAUGAUUUAAUAAAAUAAUUCUAAAGGAAAUGAUGUGUAAUUAUAGAUUUAUUUAAAAUAUAUUGUAAAUUAAGGCAAGGAGUGGGUAGUAGAAGGUCCCACAAAUAUUAUAAAGUUGUUGUUGUACAUGUAAAAUGUUGGUUAGAUAAUGUUUUUUUUUUGUAAAUUACCAGAUUAAUAUCUAGAUAACUUAAGGGAUAUCUCUGCAAAGAGAAACACCUUUUUAGAUCUUUUAGAUGCUGCUUCUUCAAUGGCAAGUAAAGGAAAUAUCCCCAGCGAGGUACUCUUCCAGGGACACAGGUCUAGUGCAAAAGAACUCUUGAGAACGGCAAUUAAGUUCAGCCAGUCUUAAAAGCUGUGCUGUACUUCCGCAAAGCUUUAACUACAGUAGUUUUAAGGAUGCCAACGAGAGCUGAGGGUUCUAGAGCAAAAUAGUUCUAAGCUUCAGUUAAACUACUUUAGGUAAGAUCUUAUUUACUUUUCCUUUUUUAAUAUUCCAAAAACAAGAAACUAAUAUAUGACAGUGUACUGUUUCAGUAUAGUGGUUAUAUUAUCUAGUUUAACAUAGCAAUGAACCAAGUUAACAACUGUGCACUGGAAAAUUUAAUAAUUCUUGUUUUGAUUUGGGGGUUUGGGUGUUCUGUUUUCAUUUGUUUGUUGGUUUUACUUUUUGCUGUUAUGUUUUGAUUUAUUUUUAACUUCAGCUGCUUAACCUAUCUUUUUCCUACUGGAAUCUAGCUUUAUGCAUCAUGGACAAGCAAUAGACCUGCUGAGCAAAUGAACCAGCCAAGUGUCCAUUAAUGAUUUGCAAGGGUUCCAUCCCUGCUAUGGGUAGUUAAAAUGGAAGGUGCCAAUGCUGCAGGUAACUAAUGAAGAAGUGCUCAACCACAGAAACUUCAAGAAAUAAGAUAUUUCUUUAUUCUUCAUAAAAUAGUUGGUUUUGCUUAUUUUUAUUAAACCCUUUAUAGUUGAUGAUUUUAGUUGCAGCCUACUGUAAUUUAAUUUCAAAAGUUUACAAAAUGAAGGCAGACAUUUUCUAGAAUUCAGACUGACAGGAAGUCAAGACUAAUGUGAAUAUUUUGAUUUUUAUAAGUGUUAUAAUAAACUUUUGUUUAAAAAAUA